Molecule: messenger RNA, 687 nt
Organism: Closterium sp. Naga37s-1
Lineage: Eukaryota; Viridiplantae; Streptophyta; Zygnematophyceae; Desmidiales; Closteriaceae
Source: the annotation of a GenBank genome assembly
AUGAUGCCCAAAGCGCCUCUGGUAGUGGCUGCAGGGGUGGAGAAGGGCAGGCGUGCGGGGCGCAAGGGGGGCAAGGGAAAGCAAGCGCACGUGAUGCGAGUGACAGUUGAGGCGCCUCAAAAGAGGAUCCAAUCACAUCAGCUAGUUGACAUGUUGCAUAAGGGGGGAGAGGGAUGGGGGAAAGGGAGAGUGGGGUUAGGGGAGAGUGGGUUAAAGGAGAGUGGGUUAGGGGAGAGUGGGUUAGGGGAGAGUGGGUUAGGGGAGAGUGGGUUAGGGGAGAGUGGGUUAGGGGAGAGUGGGUUAGGGGAGAGUGACGCACUGCCAAGGAAUGCAGAUAGCAAAAACGGAAGAGCGUCAGCCAACCCACCAGCAUGGUGCUACCUGCAUGCUCUCACGCCCCUCACCUUCUCUCGUGCUCUCACGCCCCUCACCUUCUCUCGUGCUCUCACGCCCCUCACCUUCUCUCGUGCUCUCACGCCCCUCACCUUCUCUCGUGCUCUCACGCCCCUCACCUUCUCUCGUGCUCUCACGCCCCUCACCUUCUCUCGUGCUCUCACGCCCCUCACCUUCUCUCGUGCUCUCACCUAUUCUCUCCCCUCCACCUGCUCUCUCUCCACCCUCAAACCUGCAGCAUGGUGUGGUGCAGCACAAAGGCUGCGGAUGGCUGCAGCAGCAGCAGGGGCGUGA